Molecule: messenger RNA, 345 nt
Organism: Phytophthora nicotianae INRA-310
Lineage: Eukaryota; Oomycota; Peronosporomycetes; Peronosporales; Peronosporaceae
Exons: 1
Coding region: 1-345 (114 amino acids)
Source: RefSeq, a predicted model, not a curated record
AUGGACUUCCUCAACAAAUUCUCUGGCGGCGAUUCCAGCCACAAGGACAAGAGCAAGAAGAGCGACUCGAUCUUCAACAAGGCCAUGGACGCCGCUGAGAAGUACCACGCCAAAGAGAAGGCUUCCGAGUUCGCGCAGAAGCGUGUGGCCAAGCGAGAGACCGAGAAACACCAACCUGGGUACGUCGCGAAGGACAAGUCGACAGUCGACAAGGCCGUGGAAGCCGCUGAAGACUUCCUUGCCAAGCAGGGACAGCCCAAGGCCCAGCACACCGAACACAAGAAAGACAAUCAGAUGGACGAUCUGUUCGGCAAGGCCAAGGGAUUUCUCUCCAAGAAACACUAG